AUGGUUGAAUUAUGCACUUCUUGCCUCUGCUCUGACAGAAAUUUGUACAUUCUCGAAGAGACUGAGUUUUACCACAUUUAUACUCAAAUUUUGAAUGAAGCCUCCGUCUACGAUGUGUCCCAAUUUUGCGUCAGAAUCUGCUGGGAAUGCCAUGCCCUGCUGCGCCGCUUCCAAAGGUUCAAGCUCCAUGCUCAACACUGUUACCAUGUGCUGCUGCAGCAUGUACAGCAGAACACAACUCCAGUCCCCAACCCCCCACACUUGGUCACUUGCCACCUGGACCCUUUCAGUUGCCCACAGUAUAUCAAGCACGAGCUUGAUGAACAUCUGGAUGAACAGCUGGGCCAAAACCUGGAACAACCUUUAGGGCAACACCUGCACCUCGACCUAGCUACAGAUGUAGACUCGGUGAAGGUAGAGGAACAUUGUGAACCAGAGACCUUUGUCAAGGAGAUUAGUGUUCUACGGAGAAAGAAACGGGAAAUUAAGAAUAAGGCUCCAAAAGGAAAGAUAAAGAAACCCAAAACUAAGAGCACAGUGAAACUCAAAAAGAAAUCGAAAAAAUCACUCUCCGACGAUUCAGACAAUAACUAUUCCGAUAAUAACUUAGCUUUAGAAUACGACAUUAACGAAAAGGUAAAAACUCCCGAUACUGCAGAUGAAAUUAAGUUUGAAAUUGAUGUGACUGAUGUAGAAUUUAUAAAACCCUCCAAAAAUCUGAAUAACCGAAGUGCAAAUUUGAAAAAUCAGUCUAAAACUUUGAGAAGCCUUUCUAAAGCUGUAAAAAACCGAUCUGAAGUUAAAGUACAGACUGAAAGUUCCAAAGAAACAGAAAAAUCAGAUAUUGGUGACAAGAAAAAUUUUAAAUGUGCAAAGUGUGAUAGUAGAUUUAGUGUUAAGAGUGAUUUAGAAACCCAUGUUAUGGCACAACAUGCUAAGGUGCCUCCGCCGCCCGCAAAGAACAAGGAGGUGCUGGAUGAGAAACCGCAGUGUGGGGAGUGCGGCAAGAUCUUCAGCUCAAAGAAGACCUAUCGAUACCAUCUCAAUGUGCUGCACAAGGGCCAGAACCGGUACCCGUGUCCUCGGUGCGGGAAGGUGUACCAGUGGAAGUCCAACCUGGGACGUCACAUGAGGAGCCACAAGGCCCUGGACAGCGGCGAGCUGUACUGCGAGCAGUGCGACAAGCGGUUCGCGUCUGUGGCCACGUACAGGCAGCACCUGCGAAUCUCCAGGAGGCACGUCUCGGAGAGCGAAUUCAGUUUCAUGUGCAACGAGUGCGGCAAGAAGUUCGUGAACAAGACCCGCCUCCGCGACCACAUCGACUGGGAGCACCUCAACAACAUCAAAUUCAGGUGUCAGCUGUGUAACAAGCCGUUCAAAUGCCACACGUCUCUGUACGUGCACCUGCAGAACGUGCACCGCAACAAGGAGAAGAAGGACAACCUCUGCCACGUUUGCGGGAAGUCUUACCAGAACGCGGCCAAGCUGAAGUACCACAUCGUGGCGAUGCACACGCAGGACACGCCCUACCGCUGCGCGCAUUGCUCUGCGGCUUUCGGCUGGUACUCGAGUCUGUAUCGACACGUUCGAGAAGUACACUACAAGAUGAAGGUGCAACCGAAGAAGACUAAAAAAGCUAAAAAGCUAGACUUGCCUAGUAAUGCGAUAAUGCCGCAACACAUGCCGAUGCCGCAGCCCCAUCAGCCAUGAGCACAGUCCACAGUCAGCAGCACACUCAGCUUAACACUUUGGACCCUUCUUCUAAGGUUGAAUUUAAACGGUGCGUGUAAAGUUGUGUAUGCUGUUGAUUGUACUAUGAAAACGUAUUUCUGCUCGAUGAUAGGUGACGGCAUCCAUUGACCUAUGGACGUCAGGUCCGCGAUUAAGUGUCCCAACCAAAAGGGCAUCAAAUCGCAAAAAGAGCACUAAACUCCGUCCAACCAUUCAUUUAACUUUUGACAGAUGCAUCCGAAGUUCCGUAAUUAUUGACAUACAACCGUAGACAAAAUAAUGCAAUACUUCCUGGAC
This is a messenger RNA of Hyposmocoma kahamanoa, 2028 nucleotides long. RefSeq names its product zinc finger protein 23-like. Lineage: Eukaryota; Metazoa; Arthropoda; Insecta; Lepidoptera; Cosmopterigidae. The coding region runs from base 1 to 1710 and encodes 569 amino acids. The transcript has 11 exons. The record is from RefSeq and is a predicted model, not a curated record. Gene Ontology annotation, cellular component: nucleus.